UGCUUUGUGCAUUGAGACCUGACUUUGCAAUGGGGAAGUUACUAAUUCUUGCUGUUUUCGCGGUUCUGCUCUCGGUGGUCGCGUACACACUUUUAGACUUUUGCGAUAAAAUGGGUGUAUUCAGGAAACUGGAUCCAGUCAAGCCUGGAAAAUGCAAUCUAAUCAAAGGAAUCGAAUAUGGUUCUGAAGACAUCAGCAUUCUCCCUGGAGGCCUGGCCCUUGUUAGUUCAGGCCUGAAGUAUCCAUUAGUGCCUAAUCUUGCUAGUGAUCAACCAGGCCAGAUUCUCCUUGUGGAUCUCAAUCAACCAGUCCUGAAAGCUGUUCAACUGAGGAUCAGUCGUGGGUUUGAUGUGGCAUCCUUUAAUCCACAUGGGUUGAGUACAUAUAUAGAUGAGGAUGAUACUGUAUAUGUUUUUGUUGUGAACCAUCCACAGAAUAGGACCACAGUGGAGAUUUUUGAGUUUGAAGAGGAACAAAAUAGUUUGCUUCAUUUAAAGACCAUCCAACAUGAACUUUUACACAGUGUGAAUGAUAUUGUUGCACUAGGCUCUGACCGAUUCUAUGCCACCAACGACCAUUAUUUCGCUCAGGAACCCCUGCACUCCUUGGAGUUUUUAAUUGGCUUGCCAUGGUGCAAUGUUGUUUACUACAGUCCCUCUGAAGUAAAAGAAGUGGCAACGGGAUUUAGAUUAGCCAAUGGGAUUAAUGUUUCCCCUGAUGGAAGAUAUAUCUAUAUUGCAGAAACUUUUGCCCGUAACAUCCAUAUUAUGGAAAUAAAUCCGAACAAUACUCUGACUCCAGUGAAGAUUUUGCAUUUGGAAACUGUACCAGACAACCUGGAGGUGGAUCCCAAGACUGGAGAUGUGUGGGUUGGGUGUUGUCCCAAUUGCUGGAAAAUAUUCUUUUACCAGCCUGAAAAUGGCCCAGGAUCUGAGGUAAUAAAAAUCGAAAACAUUCUAUCUGAGAACCCGAAGGUGACCCAAGUGUAUCUGAACAAUGACUCUGUUCUCCAAGGCUCAUCAGUUGCCAUUGCUUAUGAAGGAAAAUUGCUUAUUGGCACAAUCUUCCACAAAGCACUUCACUGUGACCUUAAUAACUCAUAACUAUGAGUUGAUGUGUGCUUUUACAGCUGGGAAUGUUCUCUGUUCAGACAGUGAAUAAAAGAUUUGUAAUACUUCCUUUCAUUUAGACUGUGACAUUAGUGCCAAUGAUAGUGGUUUCAUUUUGUGUCUAAAAUGGAAUUAAAUCGGGAUGUAAUUUUUUUUGUAAAAUAUCCUUUAUGAUUAGAGAGUUUUAGGAGAAGGUCUAAAAUUUAGGGCAUGCCAAAUGCAUUCAGUUCUAGUAGAAGUAAAUAUAUGUAAACAUAUGUUAUGAGGAGUGGAAGGAAGAGAGGAGUGGUCCUGUGACAAUUCAACAAAAUCAUGACUGUCCUGAUUAUAACCACAAAACCUUAUUUCUUCCAAUCCCUUACUAUCAAGUAACUAUUCUCCUCUGCCUAAAACUAUUCAAAUAUCCUGCUUCCAUGGCCUUUCGAGGAGAGUUCCAAAGAUUCAUAACCCUCUGAGAAAAAACAUUUUUCCCUAUCACUGUCUUAAAUGAGUAAUGCUUUAUUUUCAAAUAGUGACCCUUAGAUAUAGAUUCUCCCAAAAGAGGAAACAUCUUUGCCACAUCCACCCUGUUAUGUACCCUCAAGAUAUUGUAUGUUCAAUCAAAUUGUCUUGUGCUCUUCUAAAUUCCAGUGGCUAGGAGGAAGUGAGGACUGCAGGUGCUGGUGAUCAGAGUCAAAAAGAUUAAAAACGCGAAUCCAAUGUUGUCACUUAUCCCAAGAGGGUUGGAAUAUAAAAGCACCGUUGUGCUACUGAGACUUUAUAAAGCUCUGGUUAGGCCCGAGUACUGUGUCCAGUUUUGGUCCCCACACCUCAGGAAGGACAUACUGGCACUGGAACGUGUCCAGCGGAGAUUCACAUGGACGAUCCUUGGAAUGAUAGGUGUAACAUACGAGGAACGGCUGAGGAUCCUGGGAUUGUAUUCAUUGGAGUUUAGAUGAUUUGAGGGGAGACUUAAUAGAAACUUACAAGAUAAUACAUGGCUUGGAAAGGGUGGACGCUAGGAAAUUGUUUCCGUGAGGCGAGGAGACUAGGACCCAUGGACACAGCCUUAGAAUUAGAGGGGGUCAAUUCAGAACAGAAAUGCGGAGACAUUUCUUCAGCCAGAGUGGUGGGCCUGUAGAAUUCAUUGCGGCAGAGUGCAGUGGAGGCCGGGACGCUAAAUGUCUUCAAGGCAGAGAUUGAUAGAUUCUUGAUGUCACGAGGAAUUAAGGGCUACGGGGAGAAUGCUGGUAAGUGGAGUUGAAAUGCCCAUCAGCCUUGAUUGAAUGGCGGAGUGGACUCGAUGGGCCAAAUGGCCUUACUUCCACUCCUAUGUCUUAUGGUCUUAAAAAGUGUGGCACUGGAAAAGCACAGCAGGUCAGGCAGCAUCCGAGGAGCAUUGCUGAUUAAGGGCUUCUGCCUGAAACAUUGUAUCUUCUGCUCCGACGACUCUUGGAUGCUGCCUGAUCUGCUGUGCUUUUCCAGCACUACACGUUUUGACUCUAAAUUCCAAUCGUACAAACAUAGCCUGUCCAAAUUUCCCUCAUAAGUGAGCCCACCCAUCCAUGUAUAAGUCUAAGUAAACUUCCCUGAGCUGAUUCCAAUAUAUUUGCAACCUUUCUUAAAAAAUGAGACCAAUACAUAGUACUUGAGAUUAGUUUCACUGAUGCUCUAUAAAACAUUCUGUCAGCAUCCUAAUUACUUGCAGUACCUGCAAGCUUCUUGUGAUUAAUACCCUGGAAUACCCAGAUUCCUCUGUAUUUCAGAUGACUGCAAUCUUGUAACAUUUAGAAAGAAUGCUUCUUCGUUGUUCUUUUGGCCAAAAUGAAUAACUUCGAAUUUUCCCACGUUAUUUUCAAUUUGCCAGAUCUUUGCCUACUAUUUAACUGACCUAUGUACCUUUGGAGCCUCUUUAUAUGUUCUUCACAACUUACUUUGCAUCAUUGGAAAAUUUAGCAAACACACAUUUGAUCCAAAUCAUUCAUAUGAAUUGUAAAAGGUUCAGGCCCCCAGCAUUGAUUCCUGUAGCACCGCUUCACUUUUUUAUUUUCUAAAAAAGGUUUAUUUCUGCUUAUUCUGUUUCCUGUUAGUCAAUGUUCUAUCUAUACCUAAAUCCCCUACAUCAUGACUUUAUUUUUUGUAAUAACCUUUGGUGUGACAUUUUAUCAAAAACCUUCUCGACAUCUAGGUAUAGCAUUGUACCAGUUCCCCAAUUGAAGCCAAUGCACCAACUAUCACAUUAACCACUUCUUUUAAGUCCCAAGGAUGGAGUCCAUCAGUCCAGCCAGCAGAUACAACAAUUUGCUCAGUACCAUUUAUCUAGUGAUUGUCAUUUUUCUUUAGUUCCCCUUUGCUUCCCUUUCAUUUCCUGAUUUAUAGCUAUUUCUGGGAUGCUAUUUCAACCCUCCACAGUGAAGACUGAUUAAAAAUACCUGUUCAAUUCUUCAAUCAUCUUCUUAUUUUUCAUUACCAAUCCCCUGGACUUGCUUUCUUUAAUGUUUACUCUGGUUUUCCAUUUUCUGAAAACCACCUAUAGAAAUUCUUACAAUGUUUUAAAUUUUUCUCAUUGUUUUAUUUCUUAUGUUGUGUCCCAACUUCUGACCUGCCAUUUGUUUCACUGCUUUUGUUGGCCACAGAUUCCUCCCUUUGGAAUUUUUAUUUCUUGUUGGAAUAUAUCUACUUUGAAAUAUUCCCUUAAAUGUCUGCCACUGUAUCUCCACUAACGUAUCCCUUAGCUUAAUUUUCCAAUUCACUUUAGCUGGCUCUGCUUUCAUAACUUUAUAAUUGCUAAGUCCUUAUAUAAGUUUAUGCUAGUAGUAUUGAAAAUAAUAAACAUUUAUCUCAAUUUCCUAUCAAUUGAAAGGAUGUGAAUCUCAGACUUUUCACCAGGAUUGGGGCAAUUCAGAUGGCUGCCUCUGCCACCUCCUCCUUCUGAAGCUCCUUGUAACUUGCCCUGAAUUUGUCUCAUUUACCAAGUUUCUCUGCUAGUGUCCUCUCCUGGGUGUACUCUGUCCAUGAAACUCACCUGUGUCAAUGUACUUGGCUCCUUUUUAGCUGAUAUUGUUACUGAUCUUGUUUUAGUUACUGUUACCAUCUUCAAAUUGGCCUUCAUUACCUUGCUGUUUGAAGAAAAAUAAUUCCUUCUUCCUUGCAAACUACUACACCAGAUCUAAGAUCCUUUUCAUUUCAAGUCUUUGGGAAGUGACGAUACACCCUGGUCAAUGCCCAUAAUGGCUAAAACUCCUUUUCAGUGCCUCAAAUGAGGAUUCCAUCUGUUCCAUGAUGCCAAAAUGUCUCACAGUCACAAAUGACAUCCUAAAUCACUAUGAAGAAAGUAAACUUACCCAUUUCCUUUCUGACCUGUCUGCAAUCUUUGACACACUUGAUCACACCACUUUCUUCCACUAUUUUCCACCUUGUUGAUGAAAGAGCUAAAGCUGAGAGGGUUAAAUACAAAUUCAAUUAGAUGUGUUUGUAUUAAAAAUGUAAGCAGAUGGUAAAGAUCCAGGCUGCAUGAGUGCGUGACAGAAAUGUGAAUGCAGCCUAGAUAGCACAAUCAUCCGGAUAAGGGGAAUAUCAUGGGUGGACAUUAACUGUGCCUAAUGUAUGCAACUGUGGGAGAAAUUGAGUUAGUAUGUACGUUAUGAAUGAAGGAACAAACAAUUUAUUGUCACAUAUAUUUAGGGAAAUACAGUGAAACAUGUUCUGUCACCACAAUCCGGGGCCAUUUUGAUGUACAAAAGAAUUAAAGCAAAGUACUUAAAUAGAGUUCAUCUUCAUCGGCUGCAAUCCCAAACAUAGCUCCAGGAUUUCUGCAAGGCCCCCAAUUCGGGCUCCCUGCAGCCAGAAGCCGUGCUCUCAGCACCAACAUCACUGCUAAAAGAGUCCAUGCUCCAGGCAGUACUGCAGCUAGGAGUCACUGCCGACACAACGCUCUGGCAUCCUUGUGACAUCAGGAAGAUGAAGAAAAAGAGACAAAAAGGAAAGUGGAGAAGAAUGCAGCUGGCCUGGAUUAGCCUAAAUGCUACCUACUGUGCUGGUGCUGCCAUCUUGAUUGCAGCUGUUAAGUUGAUCAAAUUUGAAAUUGAAUAAGUAAAAUGUACAAAUGAUAACUUCUGGGGUUUUGCUAGAGUUCAGUUUUAGAAUAUUUAAGACUGGCUCUCCUGAGUGCACAUGAAUAAAUAAUUGUCACUUGUA
Molecule: messenger RNA, 5285 nt
Organism: Hemiscyllium ocellatum (epaulette shark)
Lineage: Eukaryota; Metazoa; Chordata; Chondrichthyes; Orectolobiformes; Hemiscylliidae
Product: serum paraoxonase/arylesterase 2-like
Exons: 9
Coding region: 30-1103 (357 amino acids)
Molecular function (GO): arylesterase activity
Source: RefSeq, a predicted model, not a curated record